AUGUCAAAUCCACAGCUUUGUCUAGUGCUUGCAAGUGCCUUUGUCUCAAUGGCAAGAGCUUGUACAAUGAUUGCAGUGGGACGCAAUGCAACAGUGGAUGGAUCUACACUUGUCGCUCAUACGGACGAUGCGGGUUUUGGUACUGGUGACUUACGAAUGGUAUAUGUACCAGCUCAAAAGUACGAGAAAGGAGCAAUGCGGUAUGUAUACAACGUACAACCAGGCUAUCCACGACUUGUGACAAAUGAGAGAGGACCUGAGUAUAAACCAAAGAAUGAACAAGAAGAGAUCAUGACACCACUUGGUGAGAUCCCGCAAGUCUUACACACGUACGGUUACUUUGAACAGGACUAUGGUUUUAUGAAUGAAGUGCAGCUUAGUAUUGGAGAAAGUACUAGUGGAGCUAGGACCGUGGGAUGGCCCAUGGAUGCAGGUUCACAUGGGCACAAUAUGUUUGGAAUUGGAGAGCUCACUAGAGUGGCGUUAGAGCGCUGUGACUCAGCUCGGUGCGCUAUACAGACCAUGGGCGACUUGGCUACCAAGUACGGAUUUUUUAGUGAAGACAGUGGUGACCCGGAGAAUCCAGAGUACGUGAACGCAGCCGAGACAUUGGGCAUUGCUGACCGUUACGGAGAAGUCUGGGUCUUCCACGUGCUCACGGGUCCACAAAAUGCUAGCGCUGUUUGGGCUGCACAACGCGUGCUUGAUACCCACGUGGUCGUGGUUGCCAAUGGCUUUGUGAUUCGUGAAAUGGAUCUGGACGAUCCAGAUCGUUUCAUGGCGUCAAAUAAUGUGCACUCAUUUGCUGAGGAGAUGGGGUGGUGGAAGCCGAAGCAAGGCAAGUUCGAUUUUACCGCUGUGUACGCUACUCCAACGCCGGACCCCGUGCGCCCUCUAUAUGUAGGGCGUCGCAUGUGGCGCGUAUUUGAUCUUGUGGCACCAUCCUUGCAGCUCGAUUCUCGCCUUGGGUAUUACCCAGAGUUCUCGACAUACCCGUUUUCAGUCGAACCAGACCGAAAACUCGAUGUGUCGGAUGUGACACACUUGUUGCGCGACUACUACCAAGGCACGCCUUAUGACUUGUCCAAGGGUCUUGCUUCGGGACCGUUUGGGAUGCCUAUGCGGUGGGGAGGCGACGAAAAAGGUGUCGUUGGUGGUUGGGAGCGACCGAUUUCCAUGUACCGCACCUUGUACAGUUUCGUGCUGCAAGCGCGUUCAUACCUUCCCGAUGCCGUUGGUGGCGUAGCCUGGUAUGGACAAAGCUCGCCUCAUGCUUCGGUAUUCGUGCCAUUUUCCUGUGCACAGCAAGAGGUGCCCUCCGCGUACAUCCUCGGUAAGGAAAGCGAGUUCACGCUUGGUUCAGCAUGGUGGGCAUUCAGCUUUGUUAACAACUGGAGCAUGUUACGCUUUGACGCUAUCAGCAGAGACAUUCGCGCUCGCAUUGCUGAGUUGCAGGAGGCAUGUUUUGCUAAGCGGAAGGCGAUGGAACAUCACGUCACGCACCAGUCUUUGACAACAGUUGAAGCUCGCAAAUACUUGCAAGAGCAAUCUAAUCAAUUGGCUUCCAAAGUCGUUCAAGAAUGGUGGGCUUUUGCAUGGAAGCUUGUGAGCAAAUACACAGACGGCUAUAUCACCACUGGCGAAGCUCCAAAUGAUAUGGAGAUGCCAGGUUAUCCGAAAUGGUGGCUCAAAGUCAGCAACUUCUCCAAAUGGCCAGGUGACACACUGGUGCCGCCGCGUAUCCCGGUGCUGGAGAAGCAGCUUGAGCUGUUUAGAAGUCGCCAGGAUGCGAGCGCUGAUCUUGCUGCGCAGCAAUCUACAGCAACGUGUUCAAAUACUGUCUCCAUUGCUCAGCUUGCCAUUGGCGCUGCAGUUGGGGCCGUAAUGGGUGCGUGCGCGACAUGGUUUGUUCUGAAGCGUCGGUUUGAGUAUCAGGCCAUCGGCUAA
Peronospora belbahrii is the source of this 1947-nucleotide messenger RNA. Lineage: Eukaryota; Oomycota; Peronosporomycetes; Peronosporales; Peronosporaceae. The record is from the annotation of a GenBank genome assembly.